Anolis carolinensis (green anole) is the source of this 3308-nucleotide messenger RNA. It is a transcript of the gene cdin1, whose product is annotated as CDAN1 interacting nuclease 1. Bases 268 to 1098 code for a protein of 276 amino acids. The transcript is spliced from 11 exons. The record is from RefSeq and is a predicted model, not a curated record. NCBI's taxonomy places the organism in Eukaryota, Metazoa, Chordata, Lepidosauria, Squamata, Anolidae. Gene Ontology annotation, cellular component: nucleus; cytoplasm. Gene Ontology annotation, biological process: erythrocyte differentiation.
UCGACGGCGAAGGCGGAGCCGCCGAGCGGCGCAUGAGCGGCGCUGGUUUCCCCUCCUGCGGGCGGGAAGCCGAGAGCAGGGCCUUUUUUCAAAACAGACAUGCCUUUACUUCCUACGCUUUGCCCCGCUACUUAGGCUGAAGCGAAAACCUGGCCGAUCUAGGCCUCCACGCCGUGAGGUAAACAGCGGGGGAAAGUGAAGACAGUAGUCGUUGGGCCUUUGUGCUUCCCUCCCUGUGCUGCGCUUGUGGAAGGCAGGCAGGCAGGCAUGCCGCUGAGCAAAGCCCAGUACGGAGAGGUGGCCCUUUUCCUGGCCCAGGUGGCCCCCACCAGGCUGGGCCUGAGGCAGCUGAAGGCCAGGUUCCCCAGUCAAUCGCAGUCCACUCUGCUGAGCAUCUUCUCCCAGGAGUACCAGAAACUAAUCAAAAGAACACAUGCCAAGCACCAUACUCCAGAGGCGACUGAAGCUUACUAUCGCAGGUACCUGAAUGGAGUGAUAAAAAAUGCAGCUGCUCCAGUACUAUUGGAAAUGGCAAAUGAGGUGAGUUUUGCCCCAUCAUUGAUGGCUCGAAUAGUGUUGGAAAGAUUUGUACAGGAACAAGAUGGAUCAAUCCCUUCCAAAACUCUUAUAAACAGUAUGUUGCGGGACCCUUCUCAGAUUCCAGAUGGAGUCUUAGCCAACCAGGUCUAUCAGUGUACUGUGAAUGACUAUUGUUAUGGACCACUGGUGGACUGCAUCAAACACGCAAUUGGACAUGAGCACGAAGUCUUACUGCAAGAAAUGCUUUUGGAGAAAAAUAUAUCAUUUUUAGCUGAAGAUCAGUUACGUGCAAAUGGUUAUGACAAAACACCAGACUUCAUAUUAGAAGUGCCAGUUGCUGUAGAAGGUCAUAUCAUUCACUGGAUUGAAAGUAAAGCUUCUUUUGGUGAUGAAUGCAGCCAUCAAGCUUACCUACAUGACCAAUUUUGGAGUUACUGGAACAGAUUUGGUCCAGGGCUGGUUAUCUACUGGUAUGGAUUUAUCGAGGAGCUGGAUUGUCAUCGCAACCGUGGUAUAUUGCUAAAAGACUGCUUCCCUGAAGAUAUAGUUACUCUUUGAGAAGGUAUGGCUGAGCCAUGAAUGGAAGAAAAUUUAGAGGAAAAGACAAAUCCGGAAGUGAUUUUAUUUUCCUCCAGUAUAAACUACUGGCAACAUCUGCGCUGAACUUGGGUUGAACUCUUUACUGCCUAGGAUCACCCUACUAGUACUUCAGAUAAACACAUCAAGGGUUUCUGUUUUACUUCAACCCUCUGCUGAUGCAAGCAGCCAAAAACUACAGACACAGCCCAAAAAAGUAUCAGCAUUUCUGUCUCUGUCAAACAGUUUAUAGAUAGCUAUAAUCUUUCUUCCUUCCGGAGGGCUCUCCUUACACUUUCAACAAAAGAAAUGUGGAGGCUAAAAGGUGUGGUUUUCAGUUUUCCCCCCAGUUAUGAGGUCACCUCAGGAAAAAUGCCUUCUGUCACACAAAUCUUUUUCUGGUCAGUGUUAUGAAACAAACGAAUGCAAACUUGGUUAAUACUAAAGCAUUCAGAUUGUGCCAACCUAAUGCAGUGCAUAGAGGAUAACAAAGCUUGCCAUCUGGCAAGGCAUUGUUGUAACUCUGAACUUCCUGGCUUCCAAGGCAUAAAGUCAAACCAUUGGCAUUUUAAUGUAAUUUUAAUUGCUGAUAUAUGAGCUACUUAUUUUCAUUAGCUAAAUGAUAAAGAUAAUUACAGAAUUUUUGUUUCCUGAGAGAUUAUUUUAUAUGUGAAAUCAAAACUCAAAAAUGUGUAGCAGACAUUUUAAUACAGAUGUUUGAAAGUUAAAUAAAGUGAAACAUAUUUGAACUUGCGUCUCUUAUCCUAGAAAUCUGAUUGAUGUCUUACCCACUCUGUAUCAACAGGUUUCAGGGCAAGGCACAGCCAAUAAAGCCAAUAUGAAACCAUGAAAACAAUGCAAAUACUUUAGAACAAUAUAAACAAUUCAAACAGUUGCCCUCACACUGAGAAUUCCAGUGCUAUCACUUUAGUGCAGACCCCAUUUGGGGUCAGGACUCACAGUAGCCCUCAAAUUCCUGACCUUUGAACAAGCUGGCAAGGGCUUCUGGAAGUUGGAGGCUCAAACAGCUGGGGGGCAUAGUUUGAGAGUGCCUGCCUUAGCUCAAUGUUGGGGGUUCCCAAAACAACUGAUAUCAGUAAAAGUUUUCUGAGCAUCAGCUAGUGACUAUUUUAGACAUUUAUACAAUUGUUGUGCAGUGUUUAUAGUGGAUUCUGCAGGUCUUAGCUCUACUUAAGGAAAAGGAAAAUCACCCUGUCUAGCAGGGCUUGCAAAUGAUGAUUUGCUAUCAGUAAGUGUUUGAUGUUUAUACUUAUUUCAUAUCUCUAUAGACCUGAGGUUGCAAAAGGAGUCACGAGUGGAAAUGUUUAAGAAGCCUUGGGCUCUAGACCAUGGGCUAGCUGUCUGGCUUUUAAAAAAAAAGAAAAGAAAAGCUACAUCAUGCAUAAACAAUACUCUGUUUGUCAUUUUUUUAUUGUUUUCUGCUUGGUAAAUAGACAUUAUAUUAAGGUCAAAUGGACCUUAUUGGAUGUUUUUAAUAAUGAAAAGAACUUUUUGGAAAGCUCCUGUAAUUCAUUUAUGUUCAACAUAAUCCAAGCAGUUAAUUGGUUUGUUUGCACUUAAAAGAUGGCAGAAAAUAGUGCUGUAUAUAACAAACUGGUAUUGUCCAGAAAUAGCAUUCAAGGUGCUACUGUCUGGCAUGUUUAAAACCUUGAACAUGGUGGAAAUGAACAGAUGUAGAAUUAUUGCAAUAUGAAACCGAAGGUGAGGGUUUCUCGGAGUGUAAAAGCCUCUGAGGGUAAAACUGGUAGUACAUCUGCAUUCUGUUGUGUGAAAUAAUCUGUAACAGCAGCCUUUGUAAGAUGGCCUAGUAGUUCUCCAUCUCCAUCUCUUUGGAAUAAAUUAAAUUUAUCUGCACAGAUGUUAAAAAUUGUACUCAAGCCUCAUCUAAUCUUUGUUUUGUUUGGAUUUUACAUUACAUUUAUGUUCAGGAAUGAUAAAUAAAAUGUGGCGCUCGUAUAUUGGGAUUUAUACUCUUCCAUAACAUAACAGGUUGGGAGGCAAUACUAUAUCUUCAAUCAAAGUUUUUGACUUUAUAUACACUCCUUUCUGUGUAAUGAUUUUUUUUAAGUGUGUGAUACAAAAGACAUGAUGUUGAGCUGCUUUAACUAUAAGUCUUAGCAGAACCAAAAUUAUUUUAAAUAUUACUAAAUUAAAAAUUGUAUUUUCCUUUA